Messenger RNA from Manis javanica (Malayan pangolin), 1494 nucleotides. RefSeq names its product alpha 2-HS glycoprotein (gene AHSG). NCBI's taxonomy places the organism in Eukaryota, Metazoa, Chordata, Mammalia, Pholidota, Manidae. The record is from RefSeq and is a predicted model, not a curated record. Gene Ontology annotation, cellular component: blood microparticle; extracellular matrix; extracellular region. Gene Ontology annotation, biological process: negative regulation of endopeptidase activity. Gene Ontology annotation, molecular function: cysteine-type endopeptidase inhibitor activity.
CCUGCCAGGGCCUAUCUGGGGCAGCCAUGAAGUCCCUUGUCCUACUCCUGUGCCUUGCUCAGCUGUGGGGCUGCCAUUCUGCCCCGCAUAACCCAGGUCUGGGUUACAGGCAACCGAACUGUGAUGACCCAGAAGUAGAGGAAGCAGCCCUGGCGGCCGUGGAGUACAUCAAUAAACACCGUCUUCAGGGCUACAAGCAUACUUUGAACCAGAUUGACAAAGUGAAGGUGUGGACUCGGCGACCCACAGGAGAGGUAUAUGAACUUGAAAUAGACCUGCUGGAAACCACCUGCCAUGUGCUGGACCCCACCCCCGUGGCAAAUUGCACUGUGAGGCAGCUGCAGGAGCAUGCUGUGGAAGGAGACUGUGAUUUCCGGAUACUGAAACUAGACAACCAGUUUUCCAUAUUGUCUGCAAAAUGUGAUUCCAGUCCAGACUCGGCCGAGGAUGUGCACAAGGUCUGCCCCGACUGCCCCCUGCUGGCCCCGCGGAACAACACCAGGGUGGUGCACGCGGUGGAGGUUGCGCUGGCCACCUUCAAUGCUCAGAAUAACGGCUCCUAUUUUCAGCUUGUGGAAGUUUCCCGGGCUAAAAUUUCGCUCCUUCCGCCUUCCAUCCUCGUGGAGUUUGUGGUGGCUGCCACUGACUGUGCUGCUGCAGAAGUUGUAGACUCGGCCAAGUGCAACCUGCUGGCAGACAAGGUAUAUGGCUUCUGUAAGGCGACUGUCACUGAGAAGGUUGGUGGGGAAGAUGUUGUAGUGACCUGCACGGUGUUCCCAAAAGAGCUUGUGGUGCUGCAGCCCCAACCAGAUGGCGCAGAUGCAGAGGCCACUACCUCUGUGGUGGGCGCAGCUGUGCCUGCAUCUCUUGCAGCUGUCCAGUUGGUGGGAUUCCUACUGGCGAGAGAUGUCCCAGUAGCCCCACCAGUGCACCAGGCACACUAUGACCUGCACAACAGCUUCGCGGGUGUGGCCUCUGUGGAGUCAGCCUCAGGAGAAGCAUUCCACGUGGAGAAAAUAUCCAAGGAGGCACAGCCUGGCAUUAUUUUAGGUCCUGGUCCAGUGGUCCGUCCUUGCCCAGGAAGAAUUAGACACUUCAAGGUGUAGAUGAAGGUCAAAACCGAAAAGGUUUGGCACAGAGAACAUGGCUACCAUUUUGUCCAAGUCCAGGUAUGGGUGGGGGGCUUAUCUGCUGUCAAAGUCAGUGUACAUGUGGUCUAGUUUAAUAUCAAGUCUUGGAUCCCAACUUCUCUUCAUUCACCAGAGGACAGAAGCAGAGGGGGUGAUAGUUAUGUUUGAUGGAAGGCAGAAGGCAGGCAACUGGAUUGUCAGUGUUCCCAUGAUAAGCCACCACCAUUAUUCUCUUUGCCUUCUUUUUACCUCACAAAAACAAAUGGAACUGUGACUCUGAGAGGUGCUCUUGCCAAGCUUAUAUUCACUAGUUAAUAUAAGUACCUGAAGGACUUUCCUUAAUUAAAAAGGUUCUAAACUGAAA